AUGUCAAUUUAUGAGGGUAUUUUAGUCAUUCUACUCAUCCUUUUUUCUUCUCCAAUGAGCUUCCCCAUUUCCGGCGAUGACUUCUUUCUUCUCCGUCGAGCUAUAAAGAGUAAAAAAGUAAAGGCAACCGCCAUAGGACAGUGUAUCACCGUGUCUUCCUCCUCCGGCUACGAAAAUCGAAUUGACGAAGCUUCUAGAACAUUCAGGUCUUCGGCGUCGUCGAAUGACGAGGUGCUAGCGAGGUUGUCGGUGUUCAAGCAGCUGAUACUGUGCAGCGUGGAGGGAAAGGUGAAGGAAAGCUUUCCGAUCGUGAAGACAUCGAAGGACCCGUAUGAGGAUUUCAAAGGGUCAAUGGUGGAGAUGAUUUUGGAGAAACAGAUGUUCGAGAAACAUGAUUUGGAGCAGUUGCUACAGUGUUUCUUGUCUCUAAAUACGAGGCAGUAUCAUGGGAUGAUCGUCGAGGUUUUCUGGAUCUCUUCCUUUUCCGGCCGUUUUGAGAGAAGCACAUCGGAGAAGAAAAGAAGUCGACGCCGGAAAUAG
Ipomoea nil (Japanese morning glory) is the source of this 540-nucleotide messenger RNA. Its product is annotated as transcription repressor OFP7-like. The record is from RefSeq and is a predicted model, not a curated record. Bases 1 to 540 code for a protein of 179 amino acids. NCBI's taxonomy places the organism in Eukaryota, Viridiplantae, Streptophyta, Magnoliopsida, Solanales, Convolvulaceae. The transcript has a single exon. Gene Ontology annotation, biological process: negative regulation of DNA-templated transcription.